Topomyia yanbarensis is the source of this 2082-nucleotide messenger RNA. RefSeq lists its product as uncharacterized. The coding region runs from base 1 to 2082 and encodes 693 amino acids. The record is from RefSeq and is a predicted model, not a curated record. Lineage: Eukaryota; Metazoa; Arthropoda; Insecta; Diptera; Culicidae. The transcript has 3 exons.
AUGGACUCACUCGUUCGCGGGAGAAAAUCGCAGGAAUCACGAUUGGAUCGCAUAAAAAAGAUUUUUGCUCGGUUCCGAGCAAGUGAGGAGCUGGACGAUAUAGACAUCCAGACUGAGCUGGACAACCUCCAAGAAGUUUGGAGUGGGUACCUGUCGAUCCACGGACGGAUGGUGGAGGUAUGCAAAGACACCGAAAUUGAUGACCUUCUCGAUCAAUUGGCCAAUUUCGAGGAAGACGUCGUUUUAUUGAAAAAUGGAUUCAACAAAUUGCUAAAAAGGAUGGAUUUCUCCUCCACUCAACACGAGGUCCCGCUAAUGCAAAAUGGCACCGACGCCAUUCGGCAACUCGCAGAACAGCAAGCAGAAUUUUUCCACCAUUUGUCAUCCAAUUUUUCCUUUGUGCAUCAAGCUGCCAACUCGAGCACCGCUGCAACAAGUGUUGAUCAGAACGCACAGAUUUUUUCUGAUAUUAAACUACCGCGCAUGAAUCUUCCAAUAUUUAGCGGUAACAUUCUCGAGUGGCCAUCGUUCUACGAUUUGUUCGACAGUGCUGUUCACAAAAAUCCGAACCUGCAGGACAGUCAGAAGCUUUAUUUCUUGAAGACCAACCUCGCUGGCGAAGCUGGGUCUUUGAUUUCUCACCUUAGGAUCGAGGACGCCAAUUACGCACCCGCGCUUGCCAAACUAAGGGACAGAUACGAUAAGACACUCGAAAUAGCUGCACAGCAUAUACAGCGCUUUCUGGGCCAACCAUCAAUGACGUCUCCAUCCGCCACUGGAUUGCGCUCUCUACACGAUGUGUCUGACGAAGUUGUUCGAGCGCUCAAGGCCAUGAAACGUGAGGGCCGUGAUAUCUGGUUGCUGUACAUCCUCGUUGAUAAAGUGGAUCCCGAUACGAAACAGUUGUGGUUCCAGAAGAAGGCUGACAUGACGGAUGAAGAAAUUACGCUGGACAGAUUUUUGAAAUUCAACACCUACACUCGUAUCCACCAACCAUGUUUCACAUACGAUCUGCGGUUACUGCGCCAAAUCACCGCAUUAGUUAUAUCAGUGCGACAGAAGCUCUGUCAAAACUGCCUGAAGCUACAUGCCGGCGAAUCCUGUAAAUCUGGUAGCUGUAGAAGGUGUAACCAAUUCCAUCAUACUCGUUUGCACGAAGCCUUCCACCCACCAGCCGCUCAAACUGCAACUAGCACGUCAUCCGCUAUGGAGCUUUCCGGUCCCCAUUCAGUGUCUCAAUCACUGGUUUCACACCUCAACCUGACAAAUGACCUUGUCGAUACUAACGUCCUCCUGCUGACAGUUACAAUCAACGUCCAGGACAAACAUGGGAGGCCCCUCGCUUGCAGAGCAAUUCUUGACUGCGCCUCUCACACCAGUUACAUAACCACAGAUUUGUGCGAUAAGUUGGGUCUAUCAACCGCUGACGUCGACUUUGAAUUUGGUGGAAUUUCUGGAACCUUUGGCCAUGCCAGUAAGGGUGCAUUAGUGACAUUUAGCUGCUCGGAGUACCAAAACGUCAUUCCGUGCGUAGUUUUGGAUCGUAUCACGUCCGAGCUACCAAUAAAACCGGUGGACAUCAGCAAUUGGCCUAUUCCCAGUUCCAUUCAUCUAGCCGAUCCCCAAUUCCACCGUCCUGGCAAAAUCAGUAUGCUGCUCGGGAACAAGCUUUUUUUCAACUUGCUCGAACCAGGAACCAUCAAGCUCUGCCUAGAGAACCGGUUGCCUGUUCUUCAAAACACCAAAUUAGGAUGGGUGGUUUCAGGUGGAUACGAAUAUCCCAAACAAUCGGCAGAAUCGAGCUUACCAUUAUGCUUAUUGGCUUCUACUGAUGAUCUUCUAUCGAAACAGUUAAAACAAUUCUGGGAGCUCGAAGAGUAUGCUAACACUAAACCGUACUUCAGUAACCAAGAAACACAGUGUGAGGAUCACUUUCUGAAGCACACUACCCGAAACGAGUUUGGACAUUUCGUAGUGCGUCUUCUAUUCCUGGAAAAUUCCAACACCUUGGGUGACUCUAGGGAAAUGGCAACCAGAAGACUGAUCCAUCUUGAGCGGAAAUUGAACAAAAAUCCGCUUUAA